AUGGAGGAUGUAGAUGAUGAGUUCGGCGAUUUAUACGCAGACGUUGAAGUGGAAGCAAGCUCAGCCAUGAAUGGUGCUCCACAAUUUCCUCAACAACAGUUUGUAGGCGCUGAAACUGAUAAACUGAACAGUGUUUUAGAAGCGAGUAGUGAUAAAGAGGAUAGAGCAAGUGAUGGUAUUGAAUUUGAUGAGGAGGACGACGACGAUGAUGAUGAUUUGAAUAUAGUCUUGAAUAGCGAUGAUGAUAGUAUGAGGUACGGGGAAGGUUUUACGAUUGGAAAGGCUAAUACAAAAUUGGGGAGUGGAGAGUUAGAAGAUGAAGACGAUGAUAAUUUGGGUAGGGAAGAAUUUGUGGGAGGGAAAUAUGUAGGCAAAGCUGGGUCGGGUGGUGUUGGUGAUGGUAUUAGCCAGAAUUUAGUUGGAGGGAAGACGGCUUAUAAUUCGCAUUCAACGUACAAGUAUCUAAGAUCUCACUUGGCAGCAUAUGCAAGUGAUUUAAAAGGAAGUGGAUGUAGGGCAGCAGCUUAUUUGUCUGGGGAGGACAAUGGAUAUUGUCAGCGAAUGGGGUCAAGGUCAAUGGGACAUCAAAGUGGACAAAGAUUCUCACUUCCUCGGGCUAGGAACAUACUUGAUGUUAAUAUUGAUAUAUUUGAGCAGAAGCCUUGGAAGCAUCCUGGAGCAGAUAUAACUGACUAUUUCAAUUUUGGGUUGAAUGAGGAUAGUUGGAAGCUUUAUUGCAACCAAGUGGAUGAAUAUCGUCAUAGGUCAAGUGGGACGGCAGCCUCAGAACCUGCUCAAUUAAUGGAAACAAAGGCAUAUGGAGGUGGAAUUGAGCAUGAGAUUGUUGCUCGUGAUUCAUGUGGAAAAAGUGAAACCAGGCAGAGAGGUCGAGCUAUUCAGGUAGAAGACAGCAAUGUUGAGCGUCAGUCAUCCAUGGAUGUAAGGCGUCAACUGGAUCGUGAUUCAGAUGUUAUACAAAUCACCAUUCUGGAUCCAGAGGAGCAUUGCUCUGGGUCUGCCAAAGAAGGAUCAAGCCAUCUUGACGGUUCUGUACCUGAAGCAUCCAAUCAUAGAGAUGUUAGUGGGGAUGAUGGCAAGGAUCAUCUUUCUUUUAGUAGUGCAAGUGACGAUGAAUCCGUUGAGGGGAAUCACCUGGAGAUGGAAAUAUAUGCCUGUAAAAGGUCUUCCAAUCUAAGAAGUAGCAAUAAGCUGGUGACAAGGGGCUCCGAAAAUCAUGAAAUUCAUCAGAUAUCUGAUGUAUAUGGACGUCGAUGCUGUAAGAUAGAUAUUUCUGGUUCAGGAGGAAGUGAUGAAGCAAUUAGAACUUCAGAUAACACAAAGGAAAGGGCUGGUGAGGAUACAUGCACCCCAGACCCGUCCAUGUUGGUAGUAGACUCAUCCGAGGCAGAAAAGAGCCCUGCAAAUCAUUGCAAAGCAUUUGAAAGUGGUACAUGUAUUAAUAGGCCAAAAUCUUAUAGUCAUGAGAGACGUCCAUCGACAAUCUCAUUUACUGGGCUGACACCAUCACCCAAGCAUGGCUACCAUCAUUCAGAGGACUCAAAAAGACCAGAUGACAAAAUUGAACAUGGUGAGAAUAGAUAUCAUGUAAGGCAUUCUAAUCGUGUACAUAGCAAUCGAAAUCAUGGAGAUUCCAAAUGCAAACUUCAUGAUGAAAAUGAUGACUCCUACUCAAGAAGGUUGGCUGACAAAACAAAACUUGGUGACCGUGGAUAUCAUGCAAGAUGCAAUAGUCCUGUAUAUAACAAUAGGAUCCGCAGGGAUUCCAAACCUAAACUUCACCCUGAAAAUGACGACUUCUGCUCAAGAAGACCAUAUGACAAAAGGAAACCUGGUGAGCAUAGAUAUCAUACUAGAUACCAUAGUCCUGUAUAUAACCAUAGGAGCUGUGGGGAUUCCAAACUUAAAGCUCACCAUGAAAAUGCCAUGUCUGAGAUUGGGGGGGCCUAUGGUGUGCGCUCAACAGUUGGCCAUAACAGACGGAAUGGGAAAUUGCAUCCUUUAGAUCCUUAUGAUGAGGGAAACAUAUCAUAUUCAAGGGAAUUGGAACUACCUUCAGGUAAUUAUGGUGAAAGGUUUUUUGUCUACGGGGAUCGGGAUACUUUGGCAAGAGACCUUCAUCAUGAAGGCUAUGAAAGAUUUGAGGCCAAGAUGGAUCUAUCUGCUUUCAGAAGUUCAGAUGAGAAGGAAUAUUAUGGUGAACGAAGAAGAUAUAUUGAGGAUGACAAAAUGAUGGCAGGGGAUUGGUGCCAUCAUGAAAGGGAACUUGCUGUUGAGCAUGUAAAUUUCUUCUCUAGCCAGAACUCGAAAUAUCCUUCCUAUCUGAAAUAUAAAAGGGGUGCCCAGUGGAAAAGGAAGGGAGAUAAUCUGCAUUUCAGAAAUAAAGACGAAGAUGAUGAAUGUUUUCUUGAAAGGGAAUAUCCUGACGAUAUACAAGGAGAAAAAUUUAGAUCUCUUACUUAUAAUGACAGGGAAAGAGAUGAUUUUGAACGCAACUAUGUAAAACAUGUAGAGUAUACUAGAUGGGAAUUUAGAGGCCCUGGAAGAAACAAGAGGAUGGCCAGCAGUCCAUCUUCUGAAUUAAAUCAUCCGUUGCUGAAAAGCGAUGAAGAUAGAUACCUGAGAUACAAGAAGGGUCAUUCCUUUACAUCUCGAUCUUCUGAAGAAUCCCAUAUUAAUAAUGACAGAUGGCAUGGUAACAUGCCGCCAAGAAACAAUUUAUACGGAGGACAUGGGAGAUAUAGAGUGCAAUGGACUGGAAAAUUUGGAUAUGAUGGUUCUUUGCAUGAUUCUGAACCUUUUGAUAGAGAAGAUUACACGAUUGAUAUCAAUGAUCGUGUGGAUAUGGGAAGAUCAAGGCACCAUUUGCAAUCUGAAAUGCAAUGGGAAGAAGAUGAAGUUAUGUUGGGGAAUGAUGAUGCUAAAUUUUGUGAUGAAAGAGCAUCGUUUCGUUUUGAUAAGGUAUCAAGACGUGAAAGUUUUGUUUCUGAACAUAAACCUGACCAGGUUGAGGAGUCAAUUGGUCAUCCACAUGUAGAAAGGUGUAAAUAUGAACUGAGAGAAGGAGCUAUUAAUGAUAAGUUUGAGAGAACAUCAAAUGUUACUUGUGAAGGGAGUCCUAUACAACGAUUCCAGGGGAGCGGGGAUACACUUAAGUUUGAUGGAACUUCAAAUGUUACCCAUGGAGGGAGUCAUGAGCGGUUGUUCGUGGACGGUGUGGAUUCACGUGUGGUUGAUGGACUUGAUAUUGUUGAGGAGCUGAUUCAUGAUUCGCAUGCAGAGAUUUGUAGAUAUACACAGACAAGAGAAGUGAUUAGUGGCAACAAGUGUAGUAAAACUCACGGAAAGAGUCGUGAACAACUAUCACUGAGCUGCAGGAAUUCGCUCGAUUCACACUUGGUUGUGGGGGAAGGAAAGUCUGCUGAUAAAGCGGAAUGGAAUGCUGAUGAACAGAAAAAGCACGCUAGGAUGGAUUUCGACUCAUGCCCAAGUGAUAAGGUGGUGGUCCAAGCUGUUAAAACAAAAGGGAUGGUUAAAGGUUUGGACAUCGAGGAAGGUCAGAUUCUAACCGAAGAAGUAAAAAUCAUGAAAAAGGACAGUGGGGCACACACAAAUGAUGUGAACGAUCAAAAUCCAAAGACGGGGUUUGAUAAUUCUCGAAUUCUCGAGGCAAUGGCAAAGAUGGAAAAGCGAAGAGCGCGUUUUAAAGAGCAGAUUACUACCACUAAGAAUGAUUCCGAUAGCACCACUAAACCUACAGUUGUGGACUCGAUUCAACAAAGGCCAGCUAGAAAGAGGAGAUGGGGAGGAAGCUGAAACAAUUGUCUGCUUAAAACUGACUAUAACGGACACUCGGAUAGCACAUGAAGGUAAACAGAGCAAGACAUUAUUUCAAUAUUCCUGAAAACAUAUUAUUAGCAUUGAACAUGAUUCUAAUACAGCUCUCUCUGCUAGUUGUUCAGAAUCCUUGAUGUUUUGUGAAAACAACAAGAGUUAUCAGGAUUUCUUCAUGUUUACACAUUGAAAUCUAUUUAGAAAAUGAUAAGCCAUCUUUUAUACUGAUCUACCAUAUGAUAUAACAGAUGCCUGCUGUUCUUUUCUCGAUUAGAUUUUCAUAUCGUUCAUCUUUUAUGGUAUAA
Cynara cardunculus var. scolymus (artichoke) is the source of this 4157-nucleotide messenger RNA. RefSeq names its product FIP1[V]-like protein. Lineage: Eukaryota; Viridiplantae; Streptophyta; Magnoliopsida; Asterales; Asteraceae. Bases 1 to 3834 code for a protein of 1277 amino acids. The record is from RefSeq and is a predicted model, not a curated record. The transcript is spliced from 9 exons. Gene Ontology annotation, biological process: mRNA processing.